Molecule: messenger RNA, 357 nt
Organism: Styela clava
Lineage: Eukaryota; Metazoa; Chordata; Ascidiacea; Stolidobranchia; Styelidae
Source: RefSeq, a predicted model, not a curated record
UGUUAUUUCUGGCUUCUAUAUAUUCUAAUGGCAAAGAGUUCCAUCGACAGUCUAUGUCAACCAGAAUCACCACCCAUCCCUGAUAACGGAAAGGUUUGGUGCAAUGAUUCAAACAAUCCAAAUUCUAUGUGCAUGUUCGCAUGUGAACCAUAUCAUACAUUGGUUGGUACAAAUAAGAGUGUAUGUGUUGAAACGAUCAACGAGACAAGUUGGACAAAAGCGAACCUUGAAUGCAAACCUGACCACUGUGAACCAGAGAUAAAUUCACUACCGAAUGGAGUGGUCACGUGCUCUCAUGGAAACAAAGUGAGAUCAGUUUGUCAGUUGUCACUACAAAUGCACAUCGCCCGGUACUAG